AUGAAACAGACCUCUCGCCUUCGCUGGAUUUGUGCCUGCGGAUUCGUCAUCUCCGUGUACUCACUGUACGUGAAAAUGAAGCUGCAGGAGGAUGAGAGCUACAGGCCUCUGUGCGAUGUAAACGAGAAUAUUAGCUGUUCCUUGGUCUUUAAAUCAGACUACGGUAAUGGAUUCGGUCUUAGUAAGAUAACCAAGUUGAACCCGCCCAAUGGAGUCAUUGGAUGUGUCUUUUAUUCCAUCUAUUUUUUUACAGCUUUUUUUGAACUUAAGUGGUUGUGCCUGGCCCAAUUGCUGGCUUGCACUUUGACACUCCUGCUUUGUCUUUACCUGGGAUUCCUGCUGGUGUUCGUCUUUUAUGACUGCUGCUUGGUGUGUCUGGCAAUUUAUUUAAUACACACAUGGCUUUUUCAGGAAGUUUUAAAGCGCUACAGAAGACUCUAUAUGUAA
Drosophila ficusphila is the source of this 447-nucleotide messenger RNA. It is a transcript of the gene Vkor, whose product is annotated as vitamin K epoxide reductase complex subunit 1. Gene Ontology annotation, biological process: peptidyl-glutamic acid carboxylation; vitamin K metabolic process. The record is from RefSeq and is a predicted model, not a curated record. The transcript has 3 exons. NCBI's taxonomy places the organism in Eukaryota, Metazoa, Arthropoda, Insecta, Diptera, Drosophilidae. Gene Ontology annotation, molecular function: vitamin-K-epoxide reductase (warfarin-sensitive) activity. Bases 1 to 447 code for a protein of 148 amino acids.